UUGUCAUUAUUCAUCGCCAAUCUACAUCAGGCCCAACUGCACAAUACAAAAUGGCGACGGAGUGCUAACCAGAAGACGUUAGAAAUUUUGAGAGUUAUUGAACGGUAGGAAGAGAAACAUGUAACCAAACUUCGGGUAAUGAUAAAAUAUAACUAUACCUUGAUGACUACCACCUUUAAAAUGCAAGCCAUUUCGAUAAGAAUCGUCGGGCGAACAAAAACUUCGCCGUAUUCUCAGCAGGCAACCAUUUUAGGAAUAGGGAUAGAUUUUUAACCGAAGAUAGGCCUAGCCUACACCGCCAAUAUGGCCGAAAUGUUUCAGCUAUGGAUGGCUGUCCAUAAACUUUUUGUUGAUAAUUAACCUUUGUUUGGUUACUUUAACUUUCCUGCUACAUAUAUGCAGUAUGAACACUUCCAUCAUGGAGGUAAAACACAAAGAAUUACUGCUAACUCACAGGACAAAAUUUAUCCAUUCUGUCGACCAAGUGGAUCGAUUGUUGUACCCAGUGCUCCAUCACAAGAUCUUAUCCCAGGCUGAUAUAACUUUAAUUAACCAGCAAACUACUUCCCACUCCAAGAUGCAGACACUUCUGGAUAUUUUACCAACUAAAGGAAAAGAAGCUUUUAAAGCGUUAUGCAUGGCUUUGGAAACAACAUAUCCACAUUUGUUGACUGUGAUGUUCCUAAGCACCGACUCAUUAAUGUGUUCAGGGGGCCAACAAGGUUCAUCACAGUCAUCACUAAUAUCAUCAUGCACUUCAGAGUCAGAUGUUGAAGAAAAGGCUUUUGGUCCACGUGGCAUUACAAGAUACCCUACACGUCAGACAGAGGUAAAGACAAACGUACCACAUUAUGGAACUAGCGAAGGCAGCGGUCAAUAUUGUCAUCAGGAACCUAUAGUCAUGCAGAACGGGGAUGAAGUCAUGGUUCCCAAUGGGAGCAAAAGGUCUAGUGUUGACUAUGAAAUAUCCAGAUUGUCAUCGGACUUAAAAGAUUUGAGAUCACGCUAUGAUCAAGCACUACGGGAGGUUGACUAUUACAGAAAGCAACAUAACAGUGUGAUAAAACAUAAUGAGUCUAUGAAGAAAGAGGUUCAGUCAUUGAAACUGGAUAGAAGUGAUUUACAAGGCAAACUGAAUCAAUCCAUCAAAGAAUAUCAGAAUCUAAAACUGCACCAUGAUGAACACUACAAAGAACUUAGUGAGCUACGCCGUCAGGAUCGCAAGGUCAUCCAUUCUGGCUCGUCUGAGGUCUUAAACAAAAUGUAUGACACCGCUUUAGACAGAUGGGAGUCAUUGAAAAAAGAACAUGAAGCACUGAGAAAAUUGCAUGCUGAUCUCAUCACGGAUUUUAAUUAUUCUAAGAGUAUUUUAGAACAAAAGAAUGAAGAUUGUUCCCAAUUACAGAAACAAAAUGAAACUAUUUUAUCCGAGAGGGAAUAUAUACAAAAACAGUUAAAUCAUGCGAAGCAUCAGUUCACUUCAGCGCGACGAGAAUUAGAUGCAGAAAUUUUACGGAGACAAAAACUUGAACAAGAUCUGCGUAGUAGAAUUCAAGAAAGAGAUCAUUAUAGUAAAAGUUAUCAAGAUGCAAAGAAAAGUCUCUUGAAGGUGACCCAGGAACGUGACGCUGCAGUUUCUGAACAUAAACUUGUAAUGAAAGAACGCGACACGGUACAUAGGGAAAUUAAUUCACUACAUGAACAAGUUGAACAGAGUGAAAAAAAACUGAAAGACCAAGAGCUUGAGAUAAAACAAGUGAAACACUCAAAUGAACAAUUAGGUAGAAAAUUACAAGUUUUAAAAGAUGAAAAACUAAAAUUUGAGACAAAUUGUUUACAGAUGAAUAGUAUCCUUGCUUCCAUUGAACAAGACAGAGCCAAGGUUCAAGAGGAAUGUGAUAAGUUUAGCCAAGAACGUGACAUUGCCCAGCACGAGCGCAUCCAAGCUAUUACCGACUACGAAGCUAUGCAACAGCAAUGCUACAACGCUGUUCAGCAGAAGCAAAACAUGCGCUCUGAGUUUGAUAUGGCAAGUCAGGAGCUUGGUGCACUACGUAAACGGAUUGAAAUGUUAGAAGGCGAGGGCAAUGACCUACAGAAGGAUGUUACAAAUAAGAGCAAGCAGAGAGAUUUUGCAUUUAGUGAAUGGGAAAAGACAGUUAAAGAACGUGAUAGCAUCAAAGCAAUGUGCGAUAAACUACGUAAAGAACGUGACCUUGCUGUCGCCGAUUACGCUGAGGCUUUGAGAGCAUCAGAUGUUAUGAAACGGCAGCUUAGCUCCGCAACUAAAGAACUUAAAGAGACAAAAGCAAAGAUUAUUUCAGGGGAGCAUGAACGUAGAAUGAAACAAUCUGUUACGCAUAGUCGAGAUUCUGCCAUUGAUGCAGACUUUCAAGAAUGGGAAACGGAAACAAUAGAAUUUGAGUUUGAAACUGAGGAGGAAUGUGAUGCCAGUGUGCUAGGCUUUGAUUUUGGGGAUCGUAAGAGCAAUGGUCAUGUGACAGAUGACUGCUCCACCAUCUUUAUAUCAAAAGUCGACAAAGGGAGCCGUGCUGACGGAAGACUCAGGGUCAAUGAUUACAUAAUGAAAGUGAAUAAUAUCAACAUGACAAAUGUCAAUGAUCGUAACACAGCAAUAGAAGCCUUGAAGAAGUGCAGAGGCAUUGUCAAUAUCGUCGUGAAGCGACGGAGGUGCUCAUCUAGCAAAAUGGUGCAUUCUGUCAAGCUCUACCUAGCUGGAGAAGAUCAUGGACUCAGUCUGGAGUCAGGAGUCUACAUCAGGAGGAUAAGUCCAGGAUCUAUUGCAGCUAAAGAGGGCAGCCUGUCUGUUGGUGACAGGAUAAUAUCAAUCAAUGGCAUACAGCUUGAGAACCGUACUACAAGGGAUGUAGAGAAAAUGUUGCAGAUGUCAGGUGAUCCAAUCCUUAUUGGCAUCUUGCGAUCAAGUAGUAGCAGUUCCUUCUCUACGAGCACAAGUCCGACAUUCGACUCCAUUAAGAGCCAGGAGUCCACUUCAUCCAAAUCCAGUCUUGCACCGUUUCCAGAGGUGCAUGAGAAGAUUGAGCGCAGAGAGGCUUCGAAUACAGAGUGUAAGAAUACUACAUUAGAGAGAACGAAAAAAGAUAUUUAUCAUGCCACACCGAUCCAAAUAACAUCACAAACAGAUGAGCAUUUCUCAAUCCACCAUGGACCAAUACAUGACAGAAAAGGAAGGAGCACUUCAAAAAGAUCCGAUGAUCCAUGGCAGUUGCAGACAAUGCACAAUGCACCAAUGCAUCAUCAAGAACGUGGACAUGAACAACGCGGUCCAAAAGAAAAUAUCAAACACCACGGGUCACACCAAAGAGAAAGCUCACACUCCCACCAACGCCAGAACUCGCAGGAUAAGCAUUCCCAUGGAUAUGCACAUCCAGUAUCCCAGAAUACACCACAAGACUCCUCUAAACAUUCCCACGAACAUUUAAUUAGGCAUAAGCCAAAUGAUAAACCUCGCAUUCCUACCCAGAACCCUAGUUCUCGCAAUAUCCAUAAAGCAGACUGGGGGAAAUUUAACGGUAGUGAUAAAGACCACCGGCCAUCGGAGACCAUUGAGUCACCAAGAAGUCAACGUGGAACAUGGCCAAAAUCUCGUCAACCUCCUGAAGAACUUUGUAAUCCUAAGAAACCGAAAAGCAACCGUGAAACCAUCAUUCCUAUAGUUAACCAAUAUAUAUUUUGCGAACCUAACAAAAAAGAGACAAGCAGAUCAAAUGGUCCACAAAGAAGCGUACGUCAACCAAACAAAGCGCCCUCAGAUAAAUCAUUGCCUUUGCAAUCCAACCAACAUGAAAUUUGGGAGACGAACCCCAGACUAGUUCAUAGUAUGCACAUGGCAUCAGUUUCAUUACCGGAUACAAGCGAAGACUUCGUCAAUCGGGAAGGCACUUCAUUACCUCUUGAAGUUUCCCGGUCAUCUUCAAUUCGUUCUGCCAAACCUAAUCAAAGUGCAAUCAUGCAAAGUGAAGUCCAAAGACUAAAAACAUCGGAACCUCAGUACUAUAACGGCAAGCAGCAUAACUCAACAAGUAAAGCUUGGACCAGCCCGACAUCUACUGCCAAUUUUAAAUUUAAUCCAGGAACGCAACCAUUCUCAAGCAUUCCUGCCACAUCACAGAUUGUGCGACACCAGUAUGUCGUCCCCAGCUACAUGGCAGAAAGCUCGCCUGUAAAUCGUCGGCCAGGACAUAAUGACCGCGUAAAAUCACCAUUAUCAGAAACAAUGUACGGUGGAAGGUCAAUGACCCUUCCAUCUGAACACUAUCAAAGUAGUAAUAACAACAAUCGCAUUCUUGAAAAUAUAACACCAGAGAUGAAGCAGUAUUUGGCACAACCAAACGCAGGCACAUUAUCCCUUCCUACAUCCUUCCCCCGUCCAGAGCGAAUUCAGCUGUCGUCAGGGAAGCACCGAAUGAGUCCAGGACCAACCCAGUCUACCAACUCCCUGGAAAGAACAUCUGUCAAAUCCUACAGCUCUGGUGAUGGUGCUAUGUCUCCCUCCAUUCCAGAAAAUAUCUCAGGGCGGAGCUCAUUGGCCUCUAUAACCGAGAGUGUUUACACUUUACCACGUCCUCGUCCAAGGGAGCAAGAAAUUCGAACAAUAUCGAUUGAGAAGAGCUCCGAGCAACUUGGUAUCUCGAUAAGCAUGGGAUUUGACGGCGGUAUAAUGGUGACAGAUGUGCAGCCAGGUAGCCUAGCCCACCGAGCUGGCCUUGUUACUGGGGAUCAAAUUUUAGAAUAUAAUGGAAUCAACUUGAGAAAAUCAACCUAUGACCUUGCUGCUAAGAUAAUUUGGCAAGGAGGAGACAGUGUGCAGAUAUUGGCCCAGUACAACCCAGAAAAAAUACAUUCAGUUGAGAGGAGAUCAGUGUGCGCAAGUAACCAGACCACUCCAACAGCCACACCUAUCAGUACUACAACGAAUUCACCUGUCAGUAGUCGACCGCCCUCUGCAAUGGCGUCAGAUAAUGGUACUGUCACGCCUCCAACCCCAAGGGCAAGCAUGAGCUUCAGCUCUCCGAUUAUGGAUGACUCUCCGAUGCCUUGUGAACCUCGCUUUGUUUUCCUGCGUAAAUUGAGCUCAUCCCUCGGGAUCAGUACCAGUGGUGGGAAUGCAAGCGGCAUAUUUGUUUCUGAGCUUCAACCAGAUAGCAUUGCUAACAGACCAGAUGGUCUACGUGUUGGUGAUCAGAUCUUAGAGUACAAUGGAGUUGACUUACGGUCUGCUACUGCAGAGCAAGCAGCGCUUGAAUUCCAGAAACCAACAGACACAAUAACAAUCCUUGCCCAGUACAAUGUUGCUAAGUUCAAUAAAAUCCAAGAGCAGCCAUGCGAUUCCUUCUACAUCGAGGCUCAAUGCCGCUAUGCAGCUGACAAUGAAAACUUCCUGUCAUUUAAGAAAGGAACAAUUUUGUUUGUUGAUGACACGAUGGCAAAUGGUGAAAUUGGGCUCUGGCAUUCCUGGAUAGUUGAAGAAAAUGGACAAAAAAUUAAACAUGGACACAUACUAGGAAAAACAAUGUUUGAACAAGAUCUAGCUAGAAAGCGAAGUUAUUCUGAGGAUGAAGACCUUCGACAUACAACGUCACGCAGAUCAGUGGGCGGAAAACGUGGAAGCUUCUUCCGACGCAAGAAGCAUCAUCAACGACAAAGUUCAAAAGACAGUAGGGAGUUGAAUGCCCUUGAGACUCAAUCAAUGUCAGAUGUUCCGAUAAUGGAUGAUAUAUUCAUCCCAACUUAUCAGAGAGUUGAAAGACUUGAUUACAACCAGAAGAGGCCGGUGUUGGUAAUUGGCCCUCUAAAUGACAGAGUCAAUGAGAAACUAGAGUUGGAAUCACCAGACAAGUUCACCAGAUGCCACCCAGAAGUGAUGAAGAUGUCAUUGAUCUCAAUUGAGAAAGCAAUCUCUGACAGUGUGUUCAUUGACUACCACCGGAACGGCGAGGAAUUUGAAUGCGUGCAUACAUCAACCAUCAAAGAAAUUAGCAAGCAGGGUUGCCAUUGUCUUGUAGAUAUUUGUCCGUCAGCUGUUGAACGACUUCAUAGACUUCAUCUUUACCCUAUUGUCAUCUACAUCAAAUUUAAAUCACCAAAACAAAUCAAGGAGCAACGAGAUCCACGAUUUUUACCUGAACGUGUGCACUACAAACAGGCAAAGGAGCUCUUUGAGAAUGCGCAGCGACAGGAACAGAACUACAAACACUUCUUCUCCGAUACAAUACCAGGAGGGAACCUAGCAAGUAUUUGCAAUGCUGUCAAGAAAAUUAUUGAUAGAGAACAAAAUAAGACAAUUUGGGUUCCAUCAAGCACCCCUCUGUAGAUAAUGAACUGUUCCUGAAGCAGAGUAUCUGAUUUAAUCAAUAGUGGAAUUGAAACGACGAAUGCGGAAAGCAGUCCAAUUAUGUGAUUUAAGAUUUGUAUUCAGGUCUCGGAGAUGAGGAGAUCAAAGUUAUAAAUUGAGAUAUAAAUUAAUUAAUUUAAGUAAUUUUAAAAACAAGAUGUGAAUUUUGGAAACAAUAAGUUAAUAGAAUCAUGGUUAUUAUGUGCAGAUGAAUACUUUUGAAUUUGCUUUUAUUGAACACUAGGAAAAAUAGGCUAAAAAAUUGUAGGGCUUUGUGCAAAUACACGUAUAAGACUUGACUUUCAGAUUUAUCAGUUCAUUGGGGUUUUUGUUGUUGAAUCAAUAGUAAACUUUUGACAAGCAUCACAAAAAAAUUAUCUAAAUUUUCACAUAUCAAGUAUAAAAAGUUGAAUAGUGCCACUGAAUAUGAAAGCACUUAAACAUAUCAUUGAGAUAAAAAUGUAUUUUUUUCUGAUCCAAAAUUUUUCAGAUUUUAUUAUGACAUGUACUGUUUACUGAUACUUGGUUCUAAUAUAUUUUUUUUAAAGACCACCACCUUUCAUUGAUGUGGUUUUAUGAUUUGUUUUGUAAAAAAAUAAUUGGCAUAUAUCUUCCAUUAAUAAUUUUUUAUCACCUAAGUAAUCAAAUUGUUUGUGUAACAUAAUUCUUGUAAGUAAACCAAUUUAGUACACCCGAAUCACUUGCAACUUUUUUCACAAGUAUGUUGGAAUGUACUGAGUAUUCAGUAUGAUAACACAUCAGGUAAGCAAAACUUCACUCCUACAUCAGUUUACUUAAAAGAAUUAUUUUACAUAGAAAACUAUAGAAAAAAGUUCAAAUUAAAUUGUGAAUACUGGUCUGUGAUUAUCAUGUAUUACUGCCACAUUUAUCUGAAUUUUUUUUUAAAUAAUUUAUCUAAAUUGAUUUAUAACUUUUUGUUCAAAAUGCUAUUGUUCGGACAUGUUAUGAUCAUGUGCAGUGAUAUAAUUGGUGAGCAUUUAGUAGUUUAUGAUGGAAAGAGAAAGAAAAAAAUGAAAUUCCAUUAAUAAAUUAAUUGACUAAUUAAAAAAUAAUUAAUUUAGUUAUUAAUGAGCACUAUAUCCUUGCUUUCUGCUGCUGGCAGCAUUUAUCCUUGGGAUAUUCUAUUAUCAUUAUAGUUAGGUUUCAUUUGUUUUCAGUUGUGCUAUACUGUUGCACUGUGCCUUUUGUUCCAAUACAUCAUAAGUGACAUUUACACUUUCUGAUUUGUGUGUUUGCAAAUAUGUUUCACCAUUAUUCGGGUAAUAGAUUUUUGUCUCCAUAUGUGUUAAGGGUUUUAUUAUCCCUGCAUCUCUGGUAGGGUUGUGUGCCCCUCAUGUGAGGUGUAGUGACAAAAUGAGUCAUGUUGUACACCAGGUCAACUUGAUAUAUUCAAGAAGUCUAUUUAUAUUAAUGAAUAGAUUUAAGUGAUUUUUAAUAAUUAUGUCUCACGAUAGAAAACGUGUGAGUUUUCAGGUACCUUUUAGUAAAACUAUUUUUAAAAAUUAAAAGGAAAACCAACAAGAAAAUUUUAUCAGGCGUUUUUAAGACAUCUGAUUUUUUUCAAAAUGAUAAAUCUCAUGUUUUACAAGACUCAUUUUGUGACAACACCUCACAUAUACUGUAUGAUCUACCUUUUUAGGAAAAUGCAAUUGAUUUGAUUUUCUUAUAAUUUUCCAAAUACCCUUAAAAUCAACUCUUAUUCCUGAUUGUCUUUUGAUUGCAAAUAAGAUGAACUAAGAAGAGUAUUUGUAUCUAGGCAGCAGUUUGCUGUUUCAACGAAUGCAAGGGCUUUCAGAUACAUGAUUAGAAUAUAUUUGGUGACACAAAAUGGCGACAAACAUUAUUUUUGAAUUUGAGUGGUAUUUUUUUAAUAUUAUUUAGGAAUUGUCACUUAAGAAUUGAAAGUAGUUACUUGUCUUAUUUUAUUUCAAGGCACUUUUAAGAUAUUAUCAUUCAGAGUUGUUUCCCACCUGCCUCAAAGUUAGAUUUAUAGAUAUUUUUUUCUGUACACAUGUAGUGUAACAAAUUAUCAUUGAAUUUAAAACUUUCAGUAAUUUUUUUCUUUACACAGAUUCGGCUUGACAUUGGUGUUCAUUAAAAAUCAGUACCUAGGCCUUAAAUGGUUUUAUACCAAA
This is a messenger RNA of Anneissia japonica, 8532 nucleotides long. Its product is annotated as disks large homolog 5-like. The transcript is spliced from 21 exons. Gene Ontology annotation, molecular function: protein binding. The record is from RefSeq and is a predicted model, not a curated record. Lineage: Eukaryota; Metazoa; Echinodermata; Crinoidea; Comatulida; Comatulidae. Bases 404 to 6355 code for a protein of 1983 amino acids. Gene Ontology annotation, biological process: regulation of apoptotic process.